CAUUGAUUUGUCUUUUGAUUUGAAGCAUGAUUUCAUUUUUUUUUGUUCCUUUCCAGUUGUUACUGGUCACAAACGACAAAAAGAUGCUCAGGGAGGAAGUUCAACCAAGAAGCAAAAACGCAGUCACAAACGUUCAGGGAUUAACAAUAAAAAGAAAAGCCGGACUGCAAACAGCAGCGAUAGUGAAGAGAUGUCUGCAGGUGAAAAUCCAGCUAAAUCGGUCCAAGUGAAGAAGAGUUCCUCUAUGGUACCAACAGGCUUGAACUCUCUGCCAGGGAGCACAUCUACUGUCAAAGUACUGAGUCCUGGAAAGUCUCCUAGGAAUGGAGAGAAAGAGUCUGCACAGGAGCAUAGCAGCAGGUCAUCCAGAGCCUAUAAAUGGAGUAUACAGAUGGCUGAUGUUGAAAACAUGAGCAGUGUGGAACGCAUUGCAUUCCUUCAAGAGAAGCUGCAGGAAAUCAGGCGACAUUACCUCUCCUUAAAAUCAGAAGUGGCCUCCAUUGACAGAAGAAGAAAACGCAUGAAAAAGAAGGACCGUGAUACAAAUGCCUCUGCAACAACAGCAUCCUCCUCUUCAUCGCCCUCAUCCAGCUCUAUCACGGCGGCUGUCAUGCUAACGCUGGCUGACCCAUCCGUAUCCAACUCAUCACAGAAUGGGCUGUCGGUGGAAUGUAGGUGAUGAAAGGACCUCCCAACGCACAGUGCACUUAAAUGGCUCCCGGGGCUACUUGUAUUUUAAUUUUUAUUAUUAUUUUAAUUAUUUUUUUUUAAAAAAGAGACGCUGGAUAGAGGCACAAAGGAAAAAAAUACGAAACAACAAAAAAACAAUUGAGUUAGCACUAUACUCCACAAGAAAAACUACUUCUCAGCAAAACUAACGUAGCACUUAAGUGCACUUUCAUGAAGAUGAGGAAGUACAAUGAAGUGUUCUGUCGGAGCAAUAACCUGUUGCAGUCUGUCUGGAAAUCGUGUGACUGUUGAUGGGUGGGCCUUACCAUUAUUAUUUUUGGGAAGUGGGGUUGGGAAGACGAGGGGCAGGAAGGGACUUUUGCUUCCUUAUGUUCCUUGCCUGAAGAUUUUUUGCGGCCGAUUUUUAACCAGCUCCGGCAGUGUGUACACGAGCUCGAACUAUUCCUCUCCACUUUCCCAUUGAAGCUGGACCAUUUGAUGAUCUCUGGUAUUAAUUUAGUUCUCUUUUAUCGCACAAGCUUGCUGUUUCUUAAAUGAAUUUUACUGUUACAGUUUUUAAAACAACACAAAAAAGAAGAGAUCGCUUGCAGCGUUAUUUUGUGUAACACAAGCACAGGUAAUUCAAAGACUACAGCGGGUAGUGAGUGCUGGAGCAGAGUGCUUUUGGCAUCAGCCUUCAAUGUGUAACCAAAACGCAUACGAGAUUCUUUCCUGGUUACUGCCUUGUGUUUACAGGUUUGGAUCUGGGGAAAGGUUACUGUGAGUUUUCCCUGACGUGUUAAGUUGGAGAGGAAACCUAUUUUGUCAUUUUUAUAUAAAGUCAUUGAUAUUUUUUCUUUAAUUUUGAUACAGAACAUUUCCUCAAAAAGAGAGAAAAUAGCUAACAAAAUCUGUAAAAAAAAAAGUUUAAAAAACCUGUGUAUAAUGAACAUUGUACUUGCCAGCCUAAAAGAUAUAUUUAUUCUAGGGAAAUAAUGACAAGUUCUAUUUUUGUGGGGUUUUUUCUUCCUUGUAAAUGAAAGGGGACUUUUUUUCCUAAAAGCAUAUAAAAUACUUGGUUUCUAAUGCUCAUUUUAUCACUAGCAAGGCAGAUCAAAAGCAGCCUGUGUACACAUCCAGGCUUUGUAGCAGCUGCCAACCUGCACUCUGAGAUCUGCUGUGAUUAUUGAGGUGGCAUUGGAGAAUUUGAAAUCAAGGUAGACAGUACACAGCCACACCCUGGAAUAAACAAAACACAACUCAACCUUUUUGCCCAGAUUUUAUGUUGUACCCUGUACGUAACAAUGAGUCUGUUAAUUGUCUGAUACAUGUGAUCCCUUUACUUUUUAUAAUGCCUUUUGUAUAUUUAGGACACCUCUUCCCCACACCCCACCUUGGAGUUGUAUUUAAGGAGCAGUGCUGUCGAUGCACUGCACGUGUCUGUACAGAGUGUUUCACUGUUUUUAUGGCAAUUUUGGUGUACCUCGAUUCAAAGUUAGCAUGUUGCUUUUUAUCUUUUUUAAAAGGUAUCACAUGGUGUGAGAGAGUGCGCAUCUCUUCACAAGAGCUGUCAGAUGGUUUUAUGUUUGUAACUGUUGGGUUUCAUUUGCCUCUAAAUUAACACAGGAUCUUUGUAGGAAAAACCUAUUUGUUUGGUCUGUGUAGCUUGUGCUCUUUAAAAAUAAUUUUUGACAAUGGUUACAGAAAACUUUGACCCUGUACAUUACUGUGGGACCUUUGUUUGACAGUUCAAUGUACUUUAAAAAGAACUUAUUGAAAGGUAUAUAAUAUUUAUUAGAUUCCAAAAAAGGUUGGAAAUUAUGUAAUUUAUUGUAAAAAAAAAGCAAAUUCAAAGGCUUCCAUUUGAAAUAAAAUGCCAUAGUUUGUGAACAUGUUUUCUUUCCAACGCAUCAGACCUUUUUUUUAAGCUCAAUAAAUGUGGUGAGUCACCUGA
Chiloscyllium plagiosum (whitespotted bambooshark) is the source of this 2623-nucleotide messenger RNA. Lineage: Eukaryota; Metazoa; Chordata; Chondrichthyes; Orectolobiformes; Hemiscylliidae. The record is from RefSeq and is a predicted model, not a curated record.